AUGCGCCAUGGCUCGCCACCGAAUUCCAAGAUCGCCGGCGACGCGAAGGAGGCCGUGGACAACUGUGUCGCCGAGUUCAGCCCCGUCUUAAUCCGAGCCCGUGGAGGAGUGCAGGCAGGACAGGCGCACCACCGUGACCGGCGACGACCUCAUCCUCGCCUUGAGCAACCUCGGGUUCGACGACAGCGUCAGGUCCUGGCCUUGUACCUCCGCCGCUACCGUGAGAUUGAGGGCACCAGGCCACGCGCCCGGCACACCUUGAUGGUAGCGCUGGAGCACCCGACGGCCCCGGCGGUGGAGGCGGAGGUGCAGUCGCCGGCGCCGCCGUCGCCAGGUCUGGACCUGCAACUGGGCCCGCCACAGGUGCGUGACGUCACUGAGCUGGGCCCGCACGCCGAUGUGUGCGCGGUGUGGCGUGCGGCCGAUGCAGCGGCCGCAGCAUGA
This is a messenger RNA of Panicum virgatum (switchgrass), 444 nucleotides long. RefSeq lists its product as uncharacterized. Bases 1 to 444 code for a protein of 147 amino acids. The record is from RefSeq and is a predicted model, not a curated record. The transcript has a single exon. NCBI's taxonomy places the organism in Eukaryota, Viridiplantae, Streptophyta, Magnoliopsida, Poales, Poaceae.